AUCAAUCCAUUUCAUCAACUUCAACGAGAGAGAGAGAGAGAGAGAGAGUAAAGGGAGAGUAACCAAACCCUAAUUUCCAUCUUCUCCUCUGAUCUGAAAAGUGAAAAGUUCCCUCUACUCGAAAAGCUCCCAUGGCGUUUCGAAGAAACUGUGGGUUGGAGCUCUUGGUAGCUUCUUUAACUCUAACCUUUGUUCUGAUUAACCUGGUGGAGGCGAACUCAGAUGGAGAUGCUCUAUACGCUCUUCGACAGAGCUUGUCGGAUCCAGACCAUGUGCUCCAGAGCUGGGAUCAGAAUCUCGUCAAUCCUUGCACCUGGUUCCAUGUCUCCUGUAACCAAGACAGCCGCGUCACUCGUGUGGAUUUGGGUAAUUCAAACCUUUCUGGACAUCUUACCCCUGAGCUUGGCAAGCUCGAACAUCUACAGUAUCUGGAGCUGUACAAAAACAACAUCCAAGGAACUAUACCUUCUGAACUUGGAAACCUUAAAAGUCUCAUCAGCUUGGAUCUUUACAACAACAAUCUUACCGGGCAGAUUCCUACUUCUUUGGGGAAGUUGAAGUCUCUGGUCUUUCUCCGCCUCAAUGACAACCGGUUGACUGGUUCAAUCCCUAGAGAGCUCACCAAAAUUCCAAGCCUUAAAGUCUUUGAUGUGUCGAACAAUGAUUUGUGUGGAACUAUCCCAAUAGAAGGACCUUUUGAACACAUUCCUUUGGAGAACUUUGAGAACAACUCGAGAUUGGAGGGACCGGAGUUACUCGGUCUUGCAAGCUACGACACCAACUGCAACUGAGACAACUGAGACAACACUUCACCACUUUUAUCAAAUCUCACAUCUAUUAUUAUUGUAAUAAGUAUAUAUAUGUCAGUAGUUGAAAAACAAAGAAGCAAAAAAAGAGCCCAAAGACUGGUGUCUGUUUAAGUAAAAACAUAUACAUGCGACUUUCGUGUGUUUUGCAUUGAGAAGUAAUAUUGGUAUUGGUAGCAAGUUCUGCAUUAACACUUGUGUAAGGUCUGUCAUAUAAAGCAAAAAUGGUUUGGAUA
This is a messenger RNA of Brassica rapa (field mustard), 1042 nucleotides long. RefSeq names its product leucine-rich repeat protein 1. The record is from RefSeq and is a predicted model, not a curated record. Lineage: Eukaryota; Viridiplantae; Streptophyta; Magnoliopsida; Brassicales; Brassicaceae.